GGGGUGACCUCAGCAGCUGAAGGUUUGUCAGGAAGACUGAGACUUCUUUUCAGAAGAAACAAGCAAACAAACCCCAUUACAGCAGGAUAUUUGACCACCUGUUAGCCAUGGAAGAAGACGCGACCCACGCCGAGCCCAGCAGCACCUCGGGCAGCACGCACACCAUCCCGCAGCAGCAGCCCGAAAACACGGAGCUCCUCAUUCCGAGUUUCAGUCCAUCUUCCGCCCCUUCCUCCCCGACUCCAACCGGCACACUCUCCCGACUCGGCUUGAAAAGCCCGACCAGCCCGACCGCGGCGGCGGCGCCGGGCAGCCCGGUGGACCGCGGCCAGGUGAGCGCCAUCACCGUGGUGGCGCUGCUGGACAAACUGGUCAACAUGCUGGAGUCGGUGCAGGACAACCAGCAGCGGAUGGAGCAGCGGCAGGCUGACCUGGAGACCGCCGUGCGGGUCGUGCAGGGCGACGUUACACGCCUGUCCAAGACCCACCUGAGCACCUCCAACAGCGUCAACAAGCUGCUGGAGCGCUCGCGCAAAGUCAGCGGGAAUCUGAAGGAGGUGAGGGAGCGCUUGGACAAACAGGCUGUCCAGGUGAAGAAGUUGGAGGCGAACCACAACCACCUGCUGAAGAGGAACCACUUCAAAGUGCUCAUCUUCCAGGAAGACAAUGAGAUCCCCUCCAGUGUCAUAGUCAAGGACUCCCUCAAGACCCCACAACCAAGCCAGUAUGACGCAGAAUCCACCCUGCCCAAUCCGUCUAUUACAGGCUCUGUCGAAGGCAUCCGCACCCAAGACGAGGGUCUCCAGACCAUAAGCCUGUCCUCAGAUGAUGAUGCCGACCUUGCAGCACAUCGAGACGAAGAGGAGAUGCUGCAAUGUGAGGCUGCUGGGGGCGCUCCCAUAAGAUAUGAGAGAAGAGCCGACAGGUUCAAGCGCAACAGUCUGAAGAAGGUUGACAGCCUCAAGAAGGCCUUUUCACGCCAGAGCAUCGAGAAGAAGAUGACCCAGAUCACCACCAAGAUUGUGCCGCCCGAGAAGCGUGAGAAAAUCAAGAAGAGCUUCACCCCUAAUCACCCCAAGAGCCCAACAGCCAAGACCUCCUCUUUCAAGGUGUCUCCCAUGACCUUCAACGUCAAGAAAGUCCGAGACGGGGAGGCCCCCACACAAGAAAUGGCCUCGCUCGGGGAAGAAGCUCAUGUGGAGAUUCCUCCUCUGGGAGGCCUAGAUGGUGAGAUUCCCCUGGCAGAGGUGCACACCACGGAGAAUGUGGUGGAGGAUAUUCAAGAGACGUUAAGCCCCUCCUCCCCAGAGAGCGUGAAUGCAGAGCUGUCUAUUAAUGGAAAAUCACCAGGCAUCGAGUUCGAGAUGAACGGAGAUAGUUUUGCUGGCCUGGCAGUUCCAGAGCAGGAUGAAGAUGUUGGUGAGGAUGAAGAAGAGGAGGAAGAAAAUGAGGAGAACCACAAAAGUCCUGUUGAGACAGCAGCAGAAGCCUCGAUUCCUACUGCGACGAUUGCUGUGGAGCAAGUGUCUUAAUAUUGUUCCACUUUGAAUAUCUUUUUUUUUUUUAUCUUUUCUUCCUCACAUUAUUACAAAUACUGAUCAGCUAACAGGCACAGAUAAUCCCUCCACUCUAAAAAACUCUUGAGCUCUUUCUACUUGUAGCUUUAUAGAAAUAUAUUCUUGACUUUUUAAGCUUGUCUAUCUCUGAACCUUAUCCUACAUUACUGCCUUUGAUUGCCACCAGCAGAGUCAGAACCUUGACGUGGCUUGCAUUAGCACCUAGACAUGACAGCACACCUCCUUAAGAAUUUAAACUGCAGGUUGUAGUUGAAGUCCUACUUAAACUUUGUUGUCAGGUUUACAGAAAUACACCAUAGCUCUCUCUUUAGUUGAUGCUUAACCAACCUAAAUAGGUGCGCAUCUCCCGGGCUCUGGACCAAGUAUCUUCCUCCUGCUGUGAAUGUCUGCCUCUGGUCCUCUGUUCUACGCUGACAAAUAGCCUCUUUUGUUCUUUGAGGGGUUUUGUGAAAAAUAGUAAAUCUCUGGCAACGAUGGGGCAACCCACAGUCUGCUGAAACUACAUGUUGCCAGGUUGCUCAAAAGCUGGAAUGAGGAGGGUUUUUUAUUUUCAAAUAGCAGAUUGAGGUUGUUUACCAGACUUUUUGGGUCUGUGUGAAGAAAAACAAAUCUAUGAUUUUAACUAACAAAUUCACAAAAGGCUUCAGCAGCCUGAUGUGAAUCUAGAGGUUGGUCCCACAUCAAGAUCCAGUUUUCUCUUUUUUUAUUUUAUAGGUUACCCAUCUAUAACAACAUAUAAUUAUAGUUUAAUGGCUGUUCUAACACUGACAAGUGAAAUUCAAUCAUCUUGUUUCAAAGUAAAAUAGAGUAGAAAUUAAAAUGUUGAAAACAAAAAAAUCAAUUUGAACGGGAGACUUUUUUUGUGAAUAUAAGGGAUAAAGUUGCCAUUCAUUUCCUGAUAUGAAUGACAUUAUUCUACAUGUAUCUUAGGCUUGGAUUUUAAGAUUGUUAUUUUUUUCAGCCCUAUACCUUUUAUGGAAAAGCUACUUUCUAUGUUUAUGUGGUACAAUCUUUUUGCUUGUGAGGCUCACUACUUUCUAAGCAUUUACAUCUUGAACACUUCGAAAUAGCAAAGUAAUUUUAUAAUAACUGCAUUGAGUGUGAUUACUUAUCCAGGACGAGGUUUUAUAUGUCAUAGUUUGUUCUUUUUGCAUUACUCUUCGACACUAAAGCCUUUUUUAAAAUACUUUUUUUCCAAGUAUCUUUAAGUUGCAAAUUAGUUAGUGUCAUAUUUUUUCUAACAUUAUUGUUAUCUUUGAAAUUUGCCAGGGUGAAGCCCCUCAGCCUGGAUACAUGCUCAGACAGGUGAACUUCUAGCCUGCACAUGCUGGUUUGAGUAAUUGCGCUCCUCAAGGGAUUGAUUCUCAUGUAUCUGUAGAUAAGAGUGAAUGCAAAACAUGCCUGAAAUUUUUUCCCCUUUGUUUUGUGGAAUUCUGUGCAUCCAUCCGUGCAGUUUUAUUAAGACAUACAAGAACACAAGAAAGUCUAAAACUGAAAGAACAACAAAGUACAAUGGUCACGUUCAACUUCACGCCUCCUUCAUGCUUCUGUAAAACAAUUUUCUUGUCAAUAAUUUGGUGAGCGAUGCCAGGUGCUAAGUAUCCAGACAUAGGAGAGAUUAUAAGUACAUAGUAUAGUAGUAGUAGAUAAAACCCAGAGAGCAGCAUUCCUAGUUUUGAUGGAUGACUCCUGUUGAGCCCAUUUUUCUUGCUUUUGGCCUCCUUGUUGAAAGAAGUUGAGAAUUUGUGGAGCCACAGGUGCUGUGCCUCCUGUAGGGGCGGCUAGACAUGAGCUUGUUGGUGAAGAGGGAUGAGAGGGUAAUAAAAGGAUGAUAAAAGUUGCCUUUGGUUCAAACAUGCCUGUAUUUGACCGUGGAAUUGGAAAGUCUUUAUGUCAGCCCCUUAUGUGUUUCAUUCUUAUUCUGAAUUAAAUAGAUCAUAGAAACUCACUGGAUAGACAUUUUUUUCUAUUUGAACAUUUGAAAUGUGAUUUUUCAAAGUUCGCUGACAGUGUGCUGCAAAAAUGUAACUUGGAACUUAUUCAGACCAGACAAAUACAUGAAGUGCCACUUAAGCAUCACAGAAACUAUCAUGUGACCAUCGUCCUAUCGCCUCUGCCCUGAAAUUGAUUUUAUAUGCAAAUUCUUUAAGUUUAUUUAGCAUUAUAUUAUUUCACAACAACAUGAGAACUUUUGAAAGGUAGUUGUAAUUGUGUGAAACAAAUUGGGAAAAUUAACAACAAUCUAAUGCAUAUAUAGCUAUGAAUCUAUAAAUCAUGUGGAAAAUUUAGCUCUGUAUACACAAAAAGGGAAAUUGCAGUGAUGACAAAUAUAAGCAAUGCCACAUUUUUUUCCUGUUAUUUGUUUACUGCUUUCUAACUUUGUGAAAAAUUAGAAAACGCUGUUUACAAUGUUUUUAAACACACAAAUAUCACCUUAUUCUUAGAUGUCUGCCUUUGUUGUAUUACUUUUAUUGAUUAGAAUUAAUCAGAAAGUUCCGAGUUAGAAAAACUUUGAAUAUUUUUAUCUUUAAAUCUGAAUACAGGAACUGAAAAAGAUGAGAGAAGUGUCACAGUUCCUGACCUUUUUUUGUGUGUGUGUUACAAAAACUAAUAUAUGGGAUUUAUAAGAUGAAAAUAUAAAUAAACAUUCGCUUUCUUUGUUUAAUAAAGAUUUGUAAUAAUGUUUUAUUCAUUUUAAAUUCUAUAUAAAACACCCUGCCGAGAAUGGAUUCAACAUUAGACUUCUGCAUAUAUUAGUUAUUUUCUGUUUACUCAUUUAAAUCUGUUCACCU
Molecule: messenger RNA, 4369 nt
Organism: Melanotaenia boesemani (Boeseman's rainbowfish)
Lineage: Eukaryota; Metazoa; Chordata; Actinopteri; Atheriniformes; Melanotaeniidae
Gene: cavin2a
Product: caveolae associated protein 2a
Exons: 2
Coding region: 108-1532 (474 amino acids)
Cellular component (GO): caveola; cytoplasm
Molecular function (GO): protein kinase C binding
Source: RefSeq, a predicted model, not a curated record